AUGCCAAAACACAUUAUCUUCGACGUGGUCGGCACCUGCGUCUCCUUCGACGCCUACUUUGCCUCCAUCGCCGACACAAUCGGCCCAAAACUCACAACUUAUGGAAUCACCCCCAAGCACUUCGGGUACACAUGGAUGACCGCCGCGGAGCUCGAAUUCACCUUCCUGUCCAUCUCCGAAUCUUACCGCCCCUAUAAAGAUGUCAUGCGCGCGCUCUUCUACCGCAGCCUCUUCAUGGCUGGCGUGGCCAACCCACGCUCAGCCUUCACAGAUGAGGAGCGAGACGCAUGUAUACGCGGCUAUGCUUCUCUGCAGCUGCGUCCUGAGCUUGUGACUGCGUUUGAGAGAUUGCGGAGCGCGGGGUUUGAGGUUUGGUGUUUGACUACGGGGGAUGUGGAGCGUGUCCGGGGGUAUUUUACGCGGGCCGGGGCCGAGAUGCCGGUGGAGAGGGUGUUGAGUUGUGAUGGGUUGAGGGUUGCGAAGCCGGCGCUGGGGGCUUAUCGGGCUGCGCUGGAAAGGGUAGGAGAUGGGGAGAGGUGGUUUGCGGCGGCGCAUUUGUGGGAUGUGUCGGCUGCGGUGAGGGCGGGGUUUCGGGGGGCGUAUUGUAGUGUGCUUGAGGGUGAGGGCUGUUGGGAGGUGUUUGAGAGGGAGAGGUUGGAGGUUGUGGUUGAGGGGUUGGUUGAGAUGGUUGACGGAGUGAUAUCUUUGUCUAAGUAG
Messenger RNA from Aspergillus udagawae, 717 nucleotides. RefSeq names its product putative 2-haloalkanoic acid dehalogenase. Lineage: Eukaryota; Fungi; Ascomycota; Eurotiomycetes; Eurotiales; Aspergillaceae. The record is from RefSeq and is a predicted model, not a curated record. Bases 1 to 717 code for a protein of 238 amino acids. The transcript has a single exon.